AUUUCUUACGGGGAACUUAAUUUGAUCUCCCUGUGCUGUCAUAACUGACUCAAGAACUAAGCAACUGGCCAUUUACCAUACUUUGGAAAUCUGUUUGUCGGCGAAAAGGAUCUUUAUUUUACACGUGUUGCUCUUUGUUUUUGUACAUAUGCGGAUGAUGUAUAUUUGACACACCUGGCUACAGCUACUAACCGAAGACUUCAGAUUGUCUCGGUGACUGAAUGUGUCAUUUAUCAGUUUGCAAUCCGAUUUUGCGUGGAAACACACGGUGAAAACGAGUCGCAGGACGAUUUCCAGCGUGUUCCUGUCUUGGUUGUUGGAGGAGCUGCGCAUGCGCGGGGUCUUCCUCAAUCGGAGGCAUUGGGUUAUGCUGAAGAAGAAGAAGAAGAGUUGCAGCCUUGUCAACGCCUCGGAGCGAGGAACAGAUAACAGCAAGCCAGCGUUUGGCCGAUGGACACAUGCAGCCCUGACGAGCUAUCAGGGCUGCAUCCUUCAUGAAAUGUCCUGGCACUCUACUGAACUCAAGGCCAGUUUUCUCAGUGACAAGACGACACAAACUUAUGCAAAGAAUGGAAGGUGUUACGCGUAAAUCAAGAAAAAGGAAAGCUAAAAAGAUGCCGGUGAAGAAAAUGAACCCACAGAUGGCUUCAUCUCCAGCCACCGAUGCAUCCAGUGCUCUGAGCCAGUCCCCUCCAAGCCCCUUAGCAAGCACACCAAAGAGACGCAGUGGACGAAUACAACUGAUGCAAGAACUUUGCCUGACGCCCACAUCAGUCCACAGUUCCUCUGCUGACACCCCAUUCACCGUCUUAAAGUCGCCUCCUCGAGCCAGGAAAGAGAAGCUAGAGAGAACUGUAUCCACCAGGCAAUUAAAGGCAUCAGAGAUGCAUUUGCCAUGCAGCACACCAAAGACCCAAAGCCGACUUGGGAAGCGCUGUGCUGCCCAGACGGGACGGCUCAGAAAAAGACUCUCAAGGGAGCAGACGCAGAGCUGCCAUGAAAACAGUGUUCCUCCAGCCAAGGUGCAGCACAGGAAGCGACAGAAAGUAGAGGAAGGAGCGAAGCCAAAAGAAGCCACCACUCAGCCACCCAUACGCUGUAGACCAAGAUUUGAGCUGCUGGAGCCUGAAGCCAUAGAUCAAGACGAUGCGGAGCUGUCGUCAGAGCUCUCAAUAGAGCUGAGUCACUAUGAGGACCAACUGGCCUCUUUCUCCAUCCAGGAGGAUGAGGAGGAAGAAGAGGAGAACGAGGAGGAGCUGCCCAGCUUCCUGAUGCGGGUGAAUAAAAAGCCCAUUACAGAGGGAGUUUUUGUGUGGUGCAAAUUUAGAAAUUAUCCAUUCUGGCCUGCAAUGGUAAAAAGUGUGUACCCCAAGAUGAAAAAAGCCAGUAUCCUGUUCAUUGAUGACCAACUGAUUGGCAAAAAGAGUAAAGGGCUGACUGUGGCUCUGAAACCCUUGAAGCCUUUUGACUGUGAAGAGGCCAAUCAGUUGGUGAGUAAAGCCAAGGAAAACUACAGUGCUGCCAUUCAAUGGUCCAUCGAUUUGAUAAAUGACUACAGAAUCCGGAUUGCAUGCGGCUCAUUUACUGGCUCCUUCAUUGAAUACUUUGCCCACGAUAUGAGUUACCCAGUCAGAAGGACGUAUCCUCAGGCAGUCUCAGAGAGAAUAAUCAUUGCCAGCGAGAUGGUGAUGGAGGAGCGGUGUGAUGAUCAUAAAGAGGAGAAUUCAACUGUGCUGAAGGAGGAGGUCAACAAGAGCUCAAAGAGGCUGCUACCUGACCGGACUCAUGCCGCCCACAACCGUGCCAGUGAGAAGCUGGUUCAUUUCAUUGUCAAGCAGCGCAUGGUAGAGAGCCACCUGCUGGCUGUUAUCAGUGGGCAGCAGCAGUCCAGAUGGCUGCGCUCUUUCCUGAACACUAAACGGAGACAUGUAGUGAAUGUGUACCUGGAAGACGAUGAGCAGUUGGACCAAGUCUACAGUUACCUGAAUGAACUUUAUCAAAGGGCCCCUGUGACCGCCCCCUGUCUGGCUAGCAUGCAGUUCAUGCAGCGUGUCGCUUUUGUGCUGGAUGUGCUUCUGCCCGAGGCCAUCAUCUAUGCCAUAGCUGGAGUGGACAAGUUGUCAAUAGAAAAUGCAGAAGAAAAGUACCUAAAAGGACGAUCCAUAAGUAACAGAGAAAGAGAGCAGUUUGACCGGAUGAUUGAGCAGCAGAUGAAGAGAAAAUCGGUGCAUCAGAAUACUACGCAUUCACAUUCGACAUUUCAUCUUGGACCCUGUUCCACGAUCCCAGACUUCCAGUUUGUUGAAGGCUGACAAUAAAAUAUUUAACUUGUA
This is a messenger RNA of Myripristis murdjan (pinecone soldierfish), 2333 nucleotides long. Its product is annotated as PWWP domain-containing DNA repair factor 3B-like. The transcript is spliced from 14 exons. The coding region runs from base 495 to 2312 and encodes 605 amino acids. The record is from RefSeq and is a predicted model, not a curated record. NCBI's taxonomy places the organism in Eukaryota, Metazoa, Chordata, Actinopteri, Holocentriformes, Holocentridae.